Molecule: messenger RNA, 972 nt
Organism: Engraulis encrasicolus (European anchovy)
Lineage: Eukaryota; Metazoa; Chordata; Actinopteri; Clupeiformes; Engraulidae
Product: C-C chemokine receptor type 8-like
Exons: 2
Coding region: 1-972 (323 amino acids)
Biological process (GO): immune response; positive regulation of cytosolic calcium ion concentration; cell chemotaxis
Cellular component (GO): membrane; external side of plasma membrane
Molecular function (GO): C-C chemokine binding; C-C chemokine receptor activity
Source: RefSeq, a predicted model, not a curated record
AUGCAAUUUGCGAAUACAACACUCAACCACAGACCAUAUGAAGACGCGACACCAGUGUCAGCCUGUAUAGUACCAGAUCUCAAGUACUUCUACUACACUAUCUUCACCCUGAGCAUUCUGGGUAAUGGCCUGGUGCUAUUCGUGCUCAUUAAGUUUGAGCGUGCCUGCACUGUCAACAACAUCUUAUUGUCUAAUUUGCUGGCCUCCAACCUGGUCUUCACCUGCACCGUCCCCAUCUGGGCUGUCUACCAACGCAGGGAGUUGACCUUCAGCCCUGCCCUGUGCAAGCUGGUUGGUAUGGCAACCUACGUGGGGUUCCACAGCUCCGUUCUCUUCCUGACUCUGGUGACCAUACAUCGUUAUCUGGCUGUGGUCCACGCCGUAGCCAUGUAUAACCAACCCGGCAAGAACCGCUACGCUGUGGUGGCAUCAGGUGUGGUGUGGCUCACCUGUGGGCUGGCAGGUGUGGCUCCACUGAUCCGCUACAAGGUGUACAGACACUGGGAGAGCGGCUGGGUGUGUGUGGAUGAGCAGGAUCCCUCCUGGAUGCUGUUUAACGUAUACCUGCACUUCGUGGCCUUCUUCUUGCUCCCUCUGCUGGUGGUGGUAUACUGCUACGUGCGGAUCAUCAUAACAUUGGUGUCUGAACAGAUCAGUGGCAAAAACCGUAGCCUGCGUGUCGUUUUUGUCAUCCUUCUUCUCUUCUUCUCCUGCUGGACGCCACGUAGCGUCAUGCACUUGGUGACGCUACACACACACUAUGACUGCAACAAUUCCGUGGACUAUGCCAACUACGUCACCAACAACAUCGCCUGGGUCUACUUCAGCAUCAACCCCGUCUUUUACGCUUUUCUUGGACGCAAGUUCAAGAACUACAUGUGUGAGCUCAUUGGCAGUUCUAUUAAGUGCCCACCUGUCUGUCGCGGCCAUGAGUUGGUCACAGUCCCAUCGCAGCCAUCACAGCUCAGGUAA